UAACAUUCGGCUAUAGACUUUCAGAUCUGGACUGUGCUUCAUCUUAAAGGUGUCCCACUGGCAUGUAGCACGCAGAGACAGAAUAAAAGCCGCUGAUUCUUCCUAAUGAAAUCAAUCCCACUGGCUACCCACAGCCAAAUUCUAGACAAAUCAGAGCCAUCUAUUAACAUAAGUAUAAACUGGAGACUGUGUAUGCUCAGGGUCAGCAGAAACCAUGGACGAACUUGGCGGGUGAUGAGAAAAGUACAGAAAUCUACUCUGCCCUCUAAUACUUCGCCACUUCGUCUAGUCCCAGUGGACACAGCGAUCACCAGCAGAGAGUUAAUCAACUCUUGAUGGAUGAAAUGUUUACUGAGUUUUUGUUACAUGCUGGAGACAGUGCUAGAUCAUCAAAGACAAAGCUCCUGUUCUGAAGCUUAUCCAAGAACAGCAAGCCGGUCAUCCACAAGGAUCUGAGGGAAUGAGACAUUGGACAGACUUUCAGCUGAACUCUCAUCUCUCAACACUGGCAAAUAUUCAUAAGAUCUACCACACCCUUAAUAAGCUAAAUCUAACAGAAGACGUUGGCCAAGACGAUCACCAAACAGGAAGUCUGCGGUCUUGCAGUUCUUCGGACUGCUUUAGUAAAGUGAUGCCGCCGAGGAAAAAGAGAAGACCUGCUUCUGGAGAUGAUUUAUCUGCCAAGAAAAGUAGACACGAUAGCAUGUAUAGAAAAUAUGAUACAACUAGAAUAAAGACUGAAGAAGAAGCCUUUUCAAGUAAGAGGUGCUUAGAAUGGUUCUAUGAAUAUGCAGGUACUGAUGAUGUUGUAGGUCCCGAAGGCAUGGAGAAAUUUUGUGAAGACAUUGGUGUCGAACCAGAAAAUGUAGUUAUGCUCGUCCUAGCUUGGAAAUUGGACGCACAGAACAUGGGUUAUUUUACUCUACAGGAAUGGUUAAAAGGAAUGACGUCUCUACAAUGUGAUACAACAGAAAAACUCAGAAAUACUUUGGAUUACUUAAGAUCAUUAUUAAAUGAUUCUACAAACUUUAAACUUAUUUACAGAUAUGCGUUUGACUUUGCACGGGAAAAGGACCAGCGCAGCCUAGACAUAAACACUGCCAAGUGCAUGUUGGGACUGUUAUUAGGAAAAAUCUGGCCCCUUUUUCCAGUUUUUCACCAAUUCUUAGAGCAAUCAAAAUAUAAAGUUAUUAACAAAGACCAGUGGUGCAAUGUGCUAGAGUUUAGCAGAACAAUUAACCUUGACCUCAGCAACUACGAUGAAGAUGGAGCAUGGCCAGUUUUGUUGGACGAGUUUGUGGAAUGGUAUAAAGACAAACAGAUGUCCUAGGACUUUAUGCAUAGCAGCGAGAGAGUCACUGUUACCACAGUUAUGUCAACCAUUAGCCAUAAAUUGCUGUUUGUAUCCAAGCGCAUGCUGCUUUUCUUGCACUGUCUCCCUUUGGCAGGGACGUGUUGGUGUUUGCUAUUGAAUGGGCCAGCUCUGCUUGCUGUGUAGCCUUGUUCUCUUGGAAGGCUGCUUUGCAGUUUGUAUUUACACUACAGAUUGGUGAAUUUGCCAACGUCCUCACUGUGAUUAUGUGUAUAUUGCUGUUUAAAUUUUGUAUAUGUGUAUAAAAAGAAGAAGCUUCACCUAGAGAUUAUUUCUGCAAAAAUGUAUUGUAAAAUAAUUUUUGUGGCAUAUUUCUAGUCCCUUUUUUCAGAUGAACCAAUUAUACAUUUAUUUGGUCUCAAAUGUAGCAUUUCAGAAAACAAGACAGAACAACUGUUACCAUAUGCAAAUGUUGCCAGAAUUAACCUUAUUGUUUAAGAGGCCAACUUUGGAAGGAGGUGGGAGUCAUAACUUUUCAGAGGCAUAUGCCAAAUAUAAUUUGGUUUACUUAAAUAUUAGCAUUUUUAAAUGAUGGAAGUUAGAAUAAUUGAACAUACAGACACAUACUAUGCCACAAAUCAUUUCCACCAUGCAGGGUAUAUAGGUUUUGAUUUUCUAAUGUGAAAGCUAGCAUGGUUUGACUAUAGGUACAGAUGAACAAAUUAAAAUUGCAUCUUUUUUUUUUUUCACUGAUUUUAAACUUUUGUAAACUUUUUUAGUGUUUUUUUUUUUUUUUUUUCCUUUUGCAUUCUUCUAGUCCGUGUUUGGUCUGCUGAUGCUUUCUAUGCCAUUCUAAGUAAAAUUUAUUUUGCCGCCUCCAUGAAAACCUAAUGGUUUGCUGGCAAUUUAUAACUGCAGAGCACUUUUAGUUGUGGCUUGAAUUUUUAGUUAAGCUUUCAUGGUGUUUAAUUCUCUAGUUUUGAGGGGGAAAGAACUAUACAAUAAGUGAGAGGUGUUUUGCUUUGCUUUCCAUUUUUGUUUCUUUCACACUAGGCUUUUACUGGCAGAAUGUCCAUUGCAGGCAGUGGACACGACUCCACCAGCACUGAGCUAAAAUCUCUGUUACACGGUAGGACCUUUCCUGGAGGGGCCGCUCAUCAUUACCUGAGUAAUGUGUACAGAGAGGUGGUAGCCGUUAUUUAUGUGGAUGAGGAAACAAGAGUAAACAGGACGAUAGUUUUAGGUUUGUAUUUUAUGUCUUUUUUUUUUUUUUUCCCCCUUGUCUUACCCUUCUCAAGGAAAUGUAUAAAUAACAUGUUCCUCCCUCAACUAUCUGGUGCUAUUGAAUGACUAAUUUAGUCCCUAAAGUUUUGUGAAAACACAAAAGUCUAACGACUUAAACCAAGUGAAAGCUAAUGGUGCAUUUAGACAAGUGAAUGCCUAGUUGUGAGCAGAAUCCGUGAUUGAACAUGCAGCGGUUGGAAGAGGUUCCGUUUAUUUCAAAGUCUGGCCCCAAGACCUUUUGGGUCAAAUGUGAACCUCUAAAUGGCAUUAAAUGAGUAAAGCACACAGACAAUGCUACUCUUGACCAUGAUUUCACAGUUUCUUUGCCAACAGUGUUCAGAUUUUCAUAUAUUAUUUUUUUCCCUAACUGAACCACCAAAGACAGGAAUUUUGUAUGUAUAUACAGUGUGUGUGCAUAUACAAAAUCAUGAUAUGGUAGAAUGAAAUUACUUCCUUUUUCUACCGAAUAGAAAGGUUUGGUUUGCUGUGAAAUAAACCAGAAGUUGGAAAAACUCUGUAGUGAUUAAGCAUACUUGACCAUUCCUUGUUGAGAAGUUGUGGACUCCCUUCUACCUUACACAUCCAUACCAGUUUGCACAAAUUCCUAUCUGCAAAGGAUAGAUGUUGAGCAAGCACUGCUCCUGAGACCAACGCAUUGAAAGGGCUUCCGUUCUGACGGGCGCCUGCUACUCCAGUGGCGAUUGGCCAUAGGCAGGUUCCAAUCUGUUGAAAACUUGAGUCAUUUUCAAAAGGAUCCCAUAAAGUUGACAAAUUACACUUUAAAGGCAGCAGUUCUUAAGUCUGAUCAACUCUAGUUUUGUUUAAAGCAAAUAUAAAUCAUAGAUGAAAUUGGUUUAAAAGGUAUCAUUAGAAACUGGAGAAUUUUUUAAACACUAAAGCACAGUUAAUCCUAAAAUAAAAGGAUUGUUACAGGGAAGAUGUUACAUUUUAACCACAAUGGACAUUUUGAUGAUAGGGGUUUUGGAAAAGCCAAGUAAAAACUAUCUCAUGAUGUACCUAAUAUGGAGAUAAGUAUUCCAAAGGGAUAAUCUUGCGUAUUUAGAGAAGUCCAAGUAAUCUUUGAACUCCCUUGAAAAAUAAAUCUUUGUGACUGCAGAGUGCUUGCCCUUGGUUUUCUUGAUUCUGUGCAGUUAUUUUUAAGGGGAAGAAGAGGGGCCAGGGUAAUAAGAUACUUUUUUAAAAAAUGUCCCUCAGUUACAUAAGCACUUGUUUAUGGGUGAGUGCCAAGUGAAUGAGGGUGCCUUUUUAUGGUUUUUCUUUCUCACCUACGUCUCCACCCUUUCUCUUUCCAUCAUGUUUUGAACUCCACGUUGCAAUACUCUGUCAUGAUAGAACGCAACUUUUAGAUGUUUACUGCUGCGCUAGGUCGGAAAUUUCCUUAUUUGAUUUGCCAUAAACACCCCCUGUAACAUUACAUGCAGCUUAUUUGAAGCAUGAUCUCUGAAUGAAGUUUUUAUAAAUCUGACUAGACAGACCUCUAGAUUCUGGAUUAACAACAAACUUCCGUUGCCUCUCAGUCUCCAUCUUAACAGUGCUUUUGAAGUUUAUACAGAAAGCUUUAAAAGUUAGUUUGUGCCCUUGGUUUUUAUUCUUACAACUGCUAAAAUACCUCUGUACGCCUUAUCUUUUAUUCUUUCAUACGUUGUAUAAUAAAUGUAUAGAAUUCAUUGACCAACUGAAAGGUUGGGUGUCUGUAAAUGAGACCAAAACGUGGGUUGUUUUUUUUUCAUGAAGUCAUUUCUCUUGGGGGUUACUGUUAGUGAACAGCAGCUAACCUGUAACUGUGAAUGCUUCGUGUCGUCAGUAUUUGCAUUACCUUCAUAAACGUGUGCAAGUCCUGUGACUCCCAGCUUAACUGAAAUACUGUUAUGCCAUCUAACUUGAGUACAGCAAACUGGUUUUAGGUUUUAAUGGAAUUGAUGUAAAACGAUACCCCAUAAAUAAAAAGUAUUUGUGUUUGGUUUCAGAACUGAUUUGUCAAUUCUUUC
Messenger RNA from Balaenoptera musculus (blue whale), 4605 nucleotides. It is a transcript of the gene DCUN1D4, whose product is annotated as defective in cullin neddylation 1 domain containing 4. Gene Ontology annotation, cellular component: ubiquitin ligase complex. Gene Ontology annotation, molecular function: cullin family protein binding; ubiquitin conjugating enzyme binding; ubiquitin-like protein binding. NCBI's taxonomy places the organism in Eukaryota, Metazoa, Chordata, Mammalia, Artiodactyla, Balaenopteridae. Gene Ontology annotation, biological process: protein neddylation; positive regulation of ubiquitin-protein transferase activity. The record is from RefSeq and is a predicted model, not a curated record. The transcript has 12 exons. Bases 461 to 1330 code for a protein of 289 amino acids.